CAUCUUUUCGUCAGUGUGGAAGUCAAACCUUUCCCUUCUGAACCUAUAAAAUGAAGCGAGGUUGGCUUUAUCCAAUCAAGCCGAUCUCCUCUUCAAGGUUCGUGAGCAACUCUUCUCUUCUCAGGAUGAGUGUGGAAACUGUCAUUCAUAAUGGUGGAUGCCACUGCAAGCGAGUCAGAUGGCAAGCAGAGGCCCCACCAAGUGUUGUUGGGUGUACCUGCAAUUGCUCCAACUGUUCAAUGAGAGGCAGCACCCAUUUUGUUGUCCCAAAUGACAAGUUCAAGCUCAUGGAAGAGUCUGAGCAGUUCCUGACCACCUACACCUUUGGCACGCACUCAGCAAAGCACAUCUUCUGCAAGGUGUGUGGUAUUACCUCUUUUUACAAGCAAAGGGGGAACCCUGAUGGUGUUGCAAUAGUAAUUAGCUGUGUUGAUCCUGGUACCCUGAAACAUUAUGAGAUCAAGUACUUUGAUGGGAAGGGGCUUCUCAAAAUAUAAAAUUAUGCAACUCAAAUGGUCUCUGGCUGCAGUAACUGUUUUAGGUAUUGCAAAACUGUAAUAAGUAGCAAAAGUGCUAUAGAUCUUCAUGUAACAUCGUAACUGGAUCAUCAAUUUUUAUAAAUUGUACUUUAUUUGUUUCUAUGUAUCUAUGAAUGUAAAAUUUAUUUAGCUUUUUCUCUUCUAUAUU
Elaeis guineensis (African oil palm) is the source of this 687-nucleotide messenger RNA. Lineage: Eukaryota; Viridiplantae; Streptophyta; Magnoliopsida; Arecales; Arecaceae. The record is from RefSeq and is a predicted model, not a curated record.